This is a messenger RNA of Dermacentor albipictus, 1435 nucleotides long. NCBI's taxonomy places the organism in Eukaryota, Metazoa, Arthropoda, Arachnida, Ixodida, Ixodidae. The record is from RefSeq and is a predicted model, not a curated record.
AGCUUGCUAUAUUAGCCCAGUCAUGCGGCCACCGCGCCGCAUUCCACUACGAGCCGUCAUGGAAUAAACCACGUUUGGUUCUGCUCACGCCUCUUCCUUCGGCUGCGGUUUUCACCCCGUGAAAACACUACAUUGGCGACGAGGAUGGGAUGCUGAGCAAUUCUGCGGCAAGCUGACAUGGCAACGGAAGGUCCGGCAGCGGCGGGUGCAGUGGCGCAAAUCGUGGGUCGACUGGGACACAUCGAGCCCUUUGACGAGUCCACAAGCGACUGGCCGUCGUACGAGGAACGCUUGUCGUCGUUUCUUCAGGUCAACCGUAUCCCCGAGGACGACAAGAUUCGGAGUGCCGGAGAUGGUGGUGUCUGACAAUGGACCACAACUGGUGUCCGAAGAGUUCAAGGCGUUUAUGCGGAGACUCGGGGCCAGACACGUCGUGAGCGCUCCUUAUCACCCAAGCACAAACGGUCUGGCGGAGCGUUUCGUGCAAACGUUGAAGUCUGCUCUACGCAAGUCAUCUCCCGAACACCGUCACAACAUGCAGCUGGAGGACACUCCUCCUGCAAGAGAGCCCAGCAGUAACGCGCCUCCCCAGGUUCCGACAGUUCUUGAGCCGACAGUUCACCCGCUUGCCGAAGGAAGCGCCUCGGAGAAGGAAUCGCCGGGUAUAGAAGAACACCCCAUUAAAGAUUCAGCUGAAGGACUCCGUUCCUGCACAAGAAGCCAGCCGUGACGCGGCUCCCCAGGUUCCGUCGUUUGGGCAGACAUCUAGGAAAAGCUCUGUCCCGGGCACAGCUGCUGAGACUGUUCGCAACUCGCCCUGUACAAGUAACCAGUGCAGUCAUCCCGACGCUUGGAGGAAAACCAAGAGGCUCAAGGCAAAACUGCGAAAACAGCAGGAUUUGAACCGGAGGCUACAAAGAAGACUGCAGAGGCAGCGUCAAGCCCUAACGAUUGAGGAAUUCAUCCGGAGCGUUUGCUCACACGUGUCUCCAGCCGUUGCUGCACUUGUGGAGGCUCAGCUGAGGAUGAACAAUGUGAGCCGGUUUGGUCGCCGAUGGUCAAGCCAAAACAAAUCCUUUGCCUUAGGGCUCUACUUCCAUAGUCCGAAGGGUUAUACGUACUGCAGGCGACUUCUUAGGCUGCCAUCAGUGCGAUCCUUGCAGCUAUGGCUUCAGCGUGUGCCACUAAGGGCUGGGUUUUUCCCGGAAAUCUUUGAUCUUAUAAAGAGACGAGCGACUAGCUUUUCCACGAGUGAAAGAGCCUGCUGCAUUGUUUUCGAUGAAAUGCACAUUAAAAAGGAACUUUCCUACAACCCAUCGCAUGACAGGUUUGAAGGUCUUGAAGAAUAUAAUGGUGUUCAUGGCAAUAACCUCUGCAACAAGGCUCUUGUCUUUAUGGCAAAAGGAAUCCGAACGGCCUGGAAACAACCACUUGG